AUGGUGACGGUCUGCACACGAGCAGUGACCAGGUGCACGUCCAUCUUCUUCAUGGAGUUUCAGGAUCAUUUUGGAGCCGACUACUCGGAGACGGCGUGGAUCCACAGCCUGCUGGACUGCAGCACCAUGCUCUUUGGUCCGUGCCUGCACUCCCACACGCAGCCUGCAGGGGCGCUGCACCGCUCUGACCUGUGUGUUUGUGUGUGUUUGUGUGUGUUUGUGUGUGUUUGUGUGUGUUUGUGUGUGUUUGUGUGUCCAGCUCCUGUCGGCAGUCUGAUCGGGACCCGGUGGUCCUGCCGGGGGACGGUGAUGUUGGGAGGACUCAUCUCGUCCUGUGGCCUCCUCCUCAGCUCCUUCACCAGCAGCCUGGAGCUGCUCUAUGUCUUCAUGGGCGUCUUCACAGGUCUGGGUUUCGCUCUCUGCUACACGCCGGCCAUCGCCCUGGUGGGCGGUUACUUCCGGCGGCGGGCGGCCCUGGCGUACGGCGUGGCGAUGUCGGGCAGCGGCAUCGGGACGUUCGUGUUGGCGCCGGCGGUGCAGAUGCUGAUCGAGCGCUACACGUGGAGGGGGGCGCUGCUCGUCCUCAGCGCCUUCGUCGCCAACCUCUGCGUCUGUGGGGCGCUUCUUCGACCGAUCCCACUGCGGGAGGAGGAGGCGGCCUCAGAGGGGGAGGAGCGACGUGGUCCCGGGUCCUCGCAGGACGCCGACCUCGCAGUGAAGCUCUCCUACGAAUCCGAAGGUGGAGGUUCGUCAUCAGGGGCGUCGCCCUCUGCUUCUUCUUCACCGUCGCUGCCCCUGCUGCCGGGAAGCCCCGCCCCUCAGGUGGAGAGGAGGCGCUGCUUCAGCUCCUGGUCCAGUAAGGAGUUCCGCUUCCUGCUGCUGCCGGACUUCCUGUUCCUGGCCGCGUCCUUCCUGUUCUUAGCCAGCGGCUGCAGCCUCCCCUUCGUCUACCUCGUGCCCUACGCGCUGCACGCCGGCGUCGGCCAGCAGCACGCCGCCUUCCUCAUGUCCAUCCUCGGAGUCGUUGACAUCGUGGGGAACAUCACGUUCGGCUGGCUGACGGACCGCAGGUGUUUGAAGCCGUUCCGUCUCACCUGUUACGUCGUCGCCGUGGCGAUGGAGGGUCUCUGCUGCCUCUUCAUUCCGAUGCUUCGCUCGUUCCCGAUCCUCGUGCCCUUCGCAGUUCUCUACGGAUACUUCGAUGGCGCCUACGUGGCGCUGAUCCCUGUGGUGACGUCGGAUGUGGUGGGAGCUCAGCACCUGUCCUCGGCGCUGGGCGUGGUCUAUUUCCUCCACGCCGUCCCAUAUCUCGUCAGCCCCCCCAUCGCAGGUUGGCUGGUGGACAUCACAGGAAGUUACACAGCCACGUUCCUGCUCAGUGGCUCCGCCCAGCUGGCGAGCGCGCUCAUCCUCUGUAGCGCUGCCGGGAUUCGUCGCUGCUGCCUGCCCCGCCCACAAAGCAUGAGCCCCUCCCCCACAGCCUAGCCAGCCAAUCGGACUGCGGCACCGCUUUCAGCUCGUAGCGUUGAACUCCUGUUUUUAUGUCAGAGGAACAAACACGUCCUCUAGGUUUUGAACUCAGGUCAGUUUGUCCAAACCACGUCAAGUCAUUCUGACUGUGAGCUUCCUGUUCCUGUCAAAAUAAGAGUCCUGCUGGGACAGGAGUGAAGGAGGAACA
Molecule: messenger RNA, 1678 nt
Organism: Limanda limanda (common dab)
Lineage: Eukaryota; Metazoa; Chordata; Actinopteri; Pleuronectiformes; Pleuronectidae
Gene: slc16a12b
Product: solute carrier family 16 member 12b
Exons: 6
Coding region: 1-1485 (494 amino acids)
Biological process (GO): transmembrane transport; monocarboxylic acid transport
Molecular function (GO): monocarboxylic acid transmembrane transporter activity
Source: RefSeq, a predicted model, not a curated record